AUCGCAUUUUGGUCUAAAAUAUGUUAGAGGAUGCGAAAUAAGUGAGAUUAUUGGUGAUGAUGGUAAACCGAUUGAAGAAGUUGUUAAGCCAAAUGUAGAAGAAAAGCAAAAAAUUUCUGGAAAUUCUAGAACCCUUCGCGUAUUGUUGGACACAAAUCAAUAUAAAAUUGAUAUGAACAAGUUCGCAAAUACCAAAGAGGAGGAUGUAUACGAAACAUUUAACGUGUUAAUGAGAAGAAAGCCAAAA
Scutellospora calospora is the source of this 247-nucleotide messenger RNA. The record is from the annotation of a GenBank genome assembly. NCBI's taxonomy places the organism in Eukaryota, Fungi, Glomeromycota, Glomeromycetes, Diversisporales, Gigasporaceae.